AUGCCUAAUAAUGGAACCUCCAUAAAAACAGAAGAGGAUGAGCUCAGAGAGCUUCCAGGUUGGGCCUUGGCCCACACAAAGCAGAUGGCGCACAAGUGCACCGGCGGCAAGGCACCACGAAAGCAGCUGGCUACCAAAGUAGCUCGAAAGAGUGCUCCAGCUACAGGUGGUGUAAAGAAGCCGCACAGAUUUCAGCCUGAUACUGUAGCCUUGCACGAGAUCCUCCUGUACUAGAAGUCUACAGAGCUUUUGAUUCACAAGCUGCUGUUCCAGCGGCUGGUACGUGAGAUUGCACAGGAUUUCAAGGCGGAUCUGCGUUUCCAGAGUUCGACUGUGAUGGCACUGCGGGAAGCAUGCGAGGCAUAUCUGGUGGGUUUUUUUGAAGAUACCAGCCUGUGUGCUAUUCAUGCCAAGCGUGUCACCAUUACGCCUAAAGAUGUCCAGCUGGCUCGGCGUAUUCGUGGGGAGCGUGUCUAG
Phacochoerus africanus (Common warthog) is the source of this 477-nucleotide messenger RNA. It is a transcript of the gene H3-4, whose product is annotated as H3.4 histone, cluster member. Lineage: Eukaryota; Metazoa; Chordata; Mammalia; Artiodactyla; Suidae. Gene Ontology annotation, cellular component: nucleosome. The record is from RefSeq and is a predicted model, not a curated record. Gene Ontology annotation, molecular function: DNA binding; structural constituent of chromatin; protein heterodimerization activity.